Messenger RNA from Closterium sp. Yama58-4, 2211 nucleotides. The record is from the annotation of a GenBank genome assembly. NCBI's taxonomy places the organism in Eukaryota, Viridiplantae, Streptophyta, Zygnematophyceae, Desmidiales, Closteriaceae.
AUGGAGACCCAAUUAGAGUCGCUUAGUACGCUGUGUAAGAAGCUUUUAGACGCGACGACGCUGGCAAACUCGCAGACCAAGGUGCUGAUGAAGCACGCUAAUACGAUGUAUCUACGUGUUGAGAUGGCCAAGCAAUCCGCGGGACAAGCGGACCCGGACUUUGAUGAGAGCCUUAGCGGUGACGUGGCAGAAGCUCAAGAUCUGGUCCAAUCAGCGAUGGACGCCCUACAAAGCUGCCAGGCUCUACUCGGACCCCCCAACCCUGACGCGGAAUCUCCCCCCGCUGACGUGGCAUCGCCCCCAAACUCGCGCUCCGCUGAGGAGCAACACGUGGACCAACAGGACAACUCGUACUCGCAACAACCGCAUCCGCAUCAGCACGAGCAGCAGCAUCACAAUAAUCCGAAUCAGAACCACAAGCAGAGCCAUCAGCAGCAGCAGAACGGGGAUAGCAAUGGCGACAACGCGGCAUCCUCCGGCGGAGGAGGUUCGGCGGCGCCUGGAGCGCCAGGUUCGGCGGCGGCAGGAGCGGGAAGCGCGGGGGUUCCAGGUCCCCCUGUGCUUCCGCCGAUGUGGAUGUCUCCGCACGGUUUGGCGUUUUGGCCGCGCCCGGGGGGAAAUAACACCAUGCAUCAUCCUCCCCCGAUGGGGGGAAGCCUGGGCGGGAGGGGCAGCACAGGGGGAAUGGGGUCCCCCGCGCCCCCUGCGCCUGUGCCGUCCGCGGAAGGCAAGGAGGGAGUGCGUGGCGGAGCGAACGCAUGGAUGCCCGCGGGCGGGGGCGGAACGGCUGGAGGGGGCGCGGGGCAGCAUCAGGGCUUUGAAGCGCCGCAGAAAUCGCAUCUGGGGGGUGAAGGGGGGGCGCAAAAGUCGCUUCCGCCAUCCGAGGGCGCGCAGAAAGCGCAUGCGCCGCCGCAGCACCAGGGGCAGCACCCAGUGCAGCGGAAAGGGGGCGCGGGGAACCACCCGCACGCGGAAGGGCGGGGUGCUGCGGCUGCUGCUGCGGCUGCUGCUGCCGGCGCCGGUACUGGUGGGGGUGGUGGAACAGAGGAAGAUGGCGACGAUGGGGCAGUGUUGCAUAAAAGGCCGCGCAUGCCAUCAUCAAAGCCAUCAGCACCCGAGAUGCCGAUGGACGGCUGGGAGUGGCGCAAGUAUGGCCAGAAGGUCACUCUCGGCCAGACCUACCCCAGGAGCUAUUUCCGUUGCGCUCACAAGACUACUGGUUCUCAUCCUUGCCCAGCAAAGAAGUGGGCGGAGCGGUGCAACGACAACCCCUUCAACUGGCGCAUCAAGUACGUCGGCGAGCACAACCACUCCAAGCCGCCCCCCCGCCCCGUCACCAUCACCAUCAUCCAUGACGGACCCACGCAGCAGUCACAGGCAGCGGAGAGGAGUGAGCAGCAAGAAGCGUGCCUAGGGCUUGCCGUGUCUUCUGAUGGGCUGACCACAAGCAAGCAGCAGCAGCAGCAGCUGAAGCAGACGGAGGGUGAGAGAGGUGGUGGUGAUUGUGGUGCCGUAUCAGCAACCGAACGGGCUGAUUGUGAGGCUCAUCAGGCUGAUAAAAGGGAGGAGGCAGAUGGUUCACAAGCAGCAAACCUGCGGAACGGGGCGGAAAAGUCCGGAGGAGGAGGUAAUAAUGCAGAAGCAGACUUGAAGCGGGAGGAGGGGGCUGAGGCGGAGCGCGCAAAGGCAGAGGGUACUGGGAAUCCGGACAGGAGUGGAAACGGAGAUGGAAACGUUAAUGGGGCUGGGAAUGGGAGUGGGAAUGCGGGUGGCGGGAGCGGGACCGGAGGGGAGGAGUUGGAGAGUCAACCAAGUAUCGACAUCAAGCCGCGGGAUGCCCAGUCCAAUCCCAGUGCAUGGGCCUCCGGCCUUGGUUCUUCUUCAGCCAAUGAUGCCUCUGGGAUUGGCUCCUCUGCAGGCACCUCUGGGAACUCCAGUAAUCCUUUUCCCGGGUAUACCGGCCCGCUCCCCUCGGCUCUCAUGCAAGGCCCCCUCCCCACGCCCAUGUGGAUGUCCUCUCUCCCUCGGGAUUCUCCGCGGAUUCUGAUUGGCCCCGGGGGCGCCAGGUGGCCGAUGGGACGCGACUCGCCAGGUCAGCUGCAGUCGCUGUUCAACAUGCUGUCGCCGCUGAAUACUGCGCGGGUUUUUUCUGACGUGGCGCAAGCGCCGCUGCCGUCGCCUAUUGACUUGCCGGAGAUCAAAGGGGAGUAA